Molecule: messenger RNA, 3716 nt
Organism: Solea senegalensis (Senegalese sole)
Lineage: Eukaryota; Metazoa; Chordata; Actinopteri; Pleuronectiformes; Soleidae
Gene: chrna5
Product: cholinergic receptor, nicotinic, alpha 5
Exons: 8
Coding region: 234-1664 (476 amino acids)
Biological process (GO): nervous system process; monoatomic ion transmembrane transport; chemical synaptic transmission
Cellular component (GO): neuron projection; postsynaptic membrane; synapse
Molecular function (GO): transmembrane signaling receptor activity; acetylcholine-gated monoatomic cation-selective channel activity
Source: RefSeq, a predicted model, not a curated record
CUGUGCACAACUGGAGGCAGCAGUGGGAGAGUGAAGCAGCAGCUGUAUGAGGCAAGAGACUGAAACUGCAUGGAAUGGAGGCGAGACAAAGCUGCACUAUCGCUGUCACCAGGAUUACCCAGUGCCUCACCAUCACUGCUGCUCUAGUCUGGACUGUGUGUUGAUGGGAGAGACCUAGAACAGUGCUGUGAUGCCUGAGGGACCAGCUGUGUGGAUCCGGUGCCACCUCUGAUAUGAUGCUGGGAGCAGGAGGGGCAGCCACCUUCCUCGCACUGCUGCUGCUGCUGCCGUUGCUGUGCUGCUGCCACCUGUGCCACUCACUGCGUGUUCCAAAGCUCUCAUCUUAUGCAAAAGCAGAGGACAAGCUGUUCAAAUAUCUCUUUGGAAGCUACCAGAAAUGGGUUCGUCCAGUGGAAUACCUAAACCAGACCAUCUGUGUGAAGUUUGGACUGGCCAUCUCCCAGCUAGUUGAUGUGGAUGAGAAAAAACAGCUGAUGACAACCAAUGUGUGGAUGAAACAGGAGUGGACUGACAUGAAACUCAGAUGGAACCCUGACGAUUAUCUGGGCAUCACUACUAUCAGAGUCCCCUCUGACAGGCUCUGGCUUCCUGACAUUGUUCUCUAUGAUAACUCAGAUGGACGUUUUGAAGGAACUGUCACCAAAGCUGUCGUGAAGUUUGAUGGAACUGUAACAUGGACACCACCAGCCAAUUACAAGUCUGCCUGCACCAUCGACGUCACCUUCUUCCCAUUUGACCUCCAGAACUGUUCCAUGAAGUUUGGCUCCUGGACGUAUGAUGGCUCCCAGGUUGACGUCAUUCUGGAGGACUUCCAUGUAGACAAACAGGACUACUUUGACAACGGUGAAUGGGAGAUAGUAAAGGCCACUGGCAGCCGUGGUGUGAGGACAGAUGGAAGCUCCUCCUACCCCACCAUCACCUACUUCUUCAUCAUCCGCAGGCUGCCUCUUUUCUACACCCUCUUCCUUAUCAUCCCAUGUAUUGGCCUUUCCUUCCUCACCAUCCUUGUCUUCUACCUGCCGUCUAACGGCGGCGAGAAGAUCUCUCUCUGCACAUCAGUGCUGGUGUCGCUCACUGUCUUCCUCCUGGUCAUUGAGGAGAUUAUCCCUUCCUCCUCCAAGGCAAUCCCUCUCAUCGGCGAGUACCUGGUGUUCACCAUGAUCUUUGUCACGCUCUCCAUUGUGAUCACCGUUUUUGCCAUCAACAUCCAUCAUCGCUCCUCCUCCACACAUCACGGCAUGGCACCCUGGGUGAGGAAGAUUUUCCUGCAUCGGCUGCCAAAGCUGCUGUGCAUGCGCAGCCACGCUGACCGCUACGCCGCAACAGGAGUGGCUGGGACAGGAGGAGCAUUAGGACUGGGUAUGAGGAAGGAUUCAGUACCUGAACUCACCCCCCCACUCUACACAAAACAUCACCUACAAGCAGCUUUGGAUUCUAUUCGAUACAUAACCAUGCAUGUGGUUAAAGAAAAUGAAGUGAGAGAGGUGGUACAAGACUGGAAGUUUGUAGCCCAGGUUCUUGAUCGAAUGUUUCUUUGGGCCUUCCUCCUGGUUUCAAUCCUGGGAUCUGCUCUUCUCUUUAUCCCAGUUAUUUACAAGUGGGCCAACAUCAUUGUCCCUAACCAUUUUGGAAGUGUCAUCUAAGAGCCACACAUGAAAGCAACCUAACCCCAAAUGGAUUCAAAGCACAUUAACAGCCCACAGUGAGUCUCCUUUGAGAGGCUGAGAUUACUGGUGAGAUACGAGCCGGCUCUCUUUUUAUUGUGCCAGAGGUCACGUGUGUGUGUGUAUGUGUGUGUGUGUGUGUGUCCUCACACAUGGAGAGACUUUUUCCCUUUUAGAGAGAUUCUAAAUCUUGUUUUAAUUUUAAGAGUAAUUUAUUUUUAAAUCUAAUUUGAUGGUAUAUAUUAAAUACUGAUAUGAUAAUACAUAUGAUAAAAAAUGUCAACUGUUUUUUCAGCAUGUCCUAAACAUCUGUUCACAUCAAUCAAUCAAUCAAUCAAUCAAUCAAUCAAUCCAUCAGUAACAUCAAUAGACUUUGGUAAACUAAUUUUCUCUGGUAUCACAGAGUGGCGAUUACUUCCUGGAUCUGGUAGAGGUCUGUAGAUGCAGAAUGACAUGAAUAUAGUUUGUCCUUAUGAUCAACAUGUCACCUGAUGUUUCAGGACUGUGUGGUGAAUGAAUUGAAGAAUUUAAGAUAGCCUUGAAAGCUAAUUAAAAGGCUCAGAUCAAAAGACACAAACACACAAUAGAGAGGCGACAAGGUUAAUUCUUCUUUUACAUUCCUCUCUUUCUGCUUAUCCACUAGGUUUUAGGGUUUGAUGAGACCACUUCAUCAUGGGGAGGGUACUCUUUUUCCUUUCCGUAGAUUAAUUCUAGCUUUUCAACUCACCGUGACACACAUUCUCCUCAGGGUGGAGGUGGGGCUUCUCUUGCAGGAAUAAAAAAUGUCCAUGGCAGCUCGCCCUUUCCGUCUGAAAACAAAGGCAAAGGCAUGUAAAAAAGUGUCCUUGGUUAGUAGUCAGGAAAGAGGUAAUAUGCAUUCAAGAUGUUAUUAGUCAACUGAAAGCUAUGACAAAGAAAAACAUGCUCACCAGCCACUUUAAUAGGUACACAGGACAUCUAAUGAAGUGGCAGUAGUGGCCCCGGUGAGGCCUUCAGCAUGUAUCUUCAUGUAUCUCCUUCAAGCUUGUUCAGCAAUGUGUCAGCAGUUGCUUGUUUGUCACAAGUUAUUAUUUGAGUUAUGUUAUUUCAAAACUGUCCAUUCCCCCCUGACAUCACCAUGCAUUAACAAGGUAUUUUUACUAACUUUUUUUUGCACACUAGAGACAGUACCCAGUAGAUCAGCAAAUUCUGAAAUACUCUCAACAGCCCGUGUGGCACCAACAACUAUGUCACAUUCAAAGACACUCAACUGAUUAGUUUUGUUCACAAGUUGCACAGCUGUACCUAAUAAAGUGGCUUGUGAGUGUAGGCUGUACCACAAUUUCACACUUGUAAUGUUAUUUUUAUUGGUGUUGCAUGCAGAUGAUUUAGAGAAUGGCAAGAAAGCGCUUUAGAGCCUCAUCACUGCUCUCCAUGAACCAAGAAAACACACGUGUUGCUCAGCCUUUGGUUGACUGGCACUUCCUCUUAAAGAAAAGGGGGAAAAUGCACCACCUUGUGGUGAUUAAACGGACGAAACCUGUGAAAAGAAGGGGCCGCCUCGGACACGUCUUCUCUUGCAUAUAAAAAGACUGUUACAAAAAAGAACAGUGUCAGAAACCUGCCCAAUCUGAGGGAUUCUUCUCAACAUGCUCUCCUUAUAAAACACAGGUCCACACCCUCACCACAAACAACAUCCCCCAAGGUAGAUCAACAACAAUAAACACAAAUAAAUUGUAAAUGAAAAAUCAAGCACAUGCAAAGACUGAAAGGGCAUUGGCAUAAUACAGAUGAGAGAGCCAUAUAAAGGAAGAAGGAACUUCAAGGAGGCGCUGGAAGGAAUUGGUUUGUCUUUGUUGUCCCUCUUUUAUGUGUUUUUUAUUCUAUAAAUUUGUUUUCCCUUGCCUCUGCUUGUUUCCUGUGUGUUAUUGUUUGUCCCUAUUACAAAUUGUAUUUUGGCAUGGAACUCAAAAUUGUGGAAAGCCCCCAUUGGGAAUAACAUGAAAACCAAAACCUGCAAUGCACAUCAAAAUAAAUGCAUCUUUGAAACAA